GCACACCACCACAUUUUAUUUGUCUUAUUCACACUCUUUUUAGUAUACACCUCUGAAGCUAUAUAGCUCUGUUGAAGGAGAAAGAAGAGGGUUUUUGUGGGGGUGAAGAAGAAAGAAGAAUGGAGAAAGCUUUAACUAAAGUUGGGAGCAUCAAAGUUGGAAGCUUUUGGCUUACCAAGAAAGCUAAGGCAGAAUUCAACAACAUCUCUCAAGACAUAAAUAGCAUUUCAAAUACUGUUGAAGAGAAGGCAAAAUGGAUCUUUAACAAACUAAAAGGAACGCCUAUGAAGAGCUUGACAGAUCUUCUUCGAGAACACAAUCUCCCACCAGGUCUUUUCCCCCAGAACAUAACGAGUUAUGAAUUAGACGAGUCAAAAACAAAGCUGACCGUUUACCUUCCCUCCCCAUGCGAGAUAACCUUCAAGGACGGCUCUCUGAUUAGAUAUGCUACUAGGGUGAAAUGCAUUUUACUAAGAGACAAGCUUAUUGGCAUAGAAGGAAUGAAGACUAAAGUCUUAGUAUGGGUGAAAGUCACAAAUGUAUCCGUCGAAGGCCACAGGUCAGAGAAGAUUUGGUUUACUGCUGGUGUAAAGAAAUCGAGGCCAAGGGAAGCUUAUGACAUUCCUCGCGAUGCAGUUAGAGUAAAAGAGUUUUGAGAGUCCGAUUAUUCAUACUAGAACAAGUCCUCAACAAUCAAAAAGAUUUUCGAGUAGGCUAUGUUUUGAUGGUUUUCUUGUAGCAAAAUCGUUCCGAUGAACACUUCAGGAAACAAGUAUGAGGGCAACCCGGUGCACUUAAGCUCCCGCUAUGCGCAGGGUCCAGGGAAGGGCCCGACCACAAUUCAUGCAAAAUGGUGUUUAGCAAUUUAGCAUACUCAGCUAGAUUGUAACAAUAGUUGGAUGGCUAGACAUCUACCUUUUUUUUUUCUGGAAUUUUUUUGAGAUGCUAUUUAUUAUGGCUACUAUUUGAAGAAAAUUAUUCACCUAAUUGAGUUGAGUUGGUGAGUGAA
Molecule: messenger RNA, 1009 nt
Organism: Solanum dulcamara
Lineage: Eukaryota; Viridiplantae; Streptophyta; Magnoliopsida; Solanales; Solanaceae
Exons: 3
Coding region: 120-656 (178 amino acids)
Source: RefSeq, a predicted model, not a curated record